AAUUUUUAAUAACGUAUCAAUAUUAUAUUUAUAUUUGAUACAUAAAAAUGUGCACAUCAUAAUCAGUAAUUUUACCCAAAAUAGAUUGAUAGUGACCAAAUGAUGAGACUUUAGAGUAAAAAAAUAGUUUUACUCAAAAUUAAGUAAGUUGUACCAUACAAAGUAAUUAAUAAAUAUUCCUUUGAAUCCCAUUCAUAGGAUUUCGAUUUUGACCCCUCUGCUCUGUCACCUUUGAACUCUUCCUCCCCUCCAAACUACUUAAAAAACUUACCUUUCCCCCUUCCCUCUGUCUUAGUUUGAUUCCCUCACCAUUCUUCUUAUCCAGAGAAUCCAUGAGUCCAAUCCACCCUCCCUUCCUCUUCCUCUUCUUCUUCCUCUUCCUCCACUGCUCAGCUCAGUCGUCACUAUCACCUACAGACCGUCAAGCUCUGCUGAACAUCCGCCAGAACCUCUUCGACCUUCCCGGCUCCACCUUCUUCUCUUCCUGGGACUUCUCCUCAGAUCCCUGCCUCAGCUUCUCCGGCAUUACCUGUUCGCCUGACGACGACGACAACAAUUUCCUCCGCGUUUCCGUCCUCACUCUCGGCACUGGCUUAACGGACUCUCCUGGCCUCGGUGGCAUUCUCCCCACUUCCAUCUCCAACCUCACUGCCCUCACAGAGCUCGUUAUCUUCCCCGGCCGCAUCACCGGACAAAUUCCUACAAACCUCGGCGGCUCUCUUCCCCUUCUCCGCCUCCUCUCCAUCUCUUCCAACCUCCUCCUCGGCCCCAUCCCACCUUCCCUCUCAAACCUUCCUUUUCUCCACACCCUCGACCUUAGCCAAAACCAGCUCCAAGACUCUCUCCCUCCUUCUCUCCUCUCCUCCAAUCCCAGCCUCAAAGUCCUCAUCCUCGCCUAUAAUGGCGGCCUCACCGGCCCCAUCCCAUCUCAACUCACCUCCGCCCCCAACCUCCUCCAUCUCGAUCUCCGCGGCAAUUCCUUCACUGGUUUUCUCCCACCUCUUCCUUCCACCCUCCGCUUCCUCUCCGUCUCCAUUAACUCCCUCUCCGGCCCACUCCCCCCCACCUUUCCUGCCCUCGAGUUCCUCGACCUCUCUAACAAUGUUUUCUCCGGCGAAAUACCGCCGACGAUCUUCUCCCUUCCGGGGCUCUCCUCCAUUCUCCUCAACGACAACAAUUUCUCUGGCAAUUUAUCCCUUCCAUUCUCCUCGGACACUACGGUAAAGUGGGCGGUGGUGGAUGUCAGCCAUAACAUGCUUACGGGGGAGCCUCCGGCGGGUCUGGCUGCCGCCGAUAGCCUAUACCUGAACAACAAUCAGUUUACAGGGGCGGUACCGGAGGAGUACAUAGAGAGUAUUUACAAUGGAAGCAUGACUACUUUCUACGCUCAGAGUAAUUUUCUCAGUGUGUUCUCGCUACCGCCGUCCACAGUCGGAAUGGCUGUUCCCGCGUCUGCUUCACUCUGUCUCUCUCACAAUUGCAUGCUGCCUCCACCGGCGGCCACCACCGGCUGCCCAGCCAGCGCGCAAGCCCACCUCUCCCGUCCAUCUUACCAGUGCGCCGCGGCUUCUGGUGGCGAUUAAAAGGCCAAAUUCGCCCAUGAUGCAUAUUUUACAAUUCAAUUCUGUAAACUUCAUAUGAUAGUUCUUUUAAGCAGAAGACCAGAAAUCAAUACUGUCAAAACAAAAUUAUCUCAUAAAAUAUUGCAGAGUACAUAUCCAGAGUCGAAUUAGUUCUUCCAAAGUUGGAGAGAAGGCCCUUAAGAGUUUCGGGAGAGAGAAAAAAGAAAAUUUGGCUCUGUUUUUUACCAGCUUAGAAUUGCUUCAAUUCAUUUUAUUUGAAAUACGGUAAGUCCAACGGUCCGAUGAGACUGUGCGUGAUGUGAAGGCAACCAAUAAAGCUCGUGUCCUUUGUACCUUUAGAUAAGAAUAUUUAUAGCCUCUGUUCUUCACUUAGCAUGAGUUUAAUAUAAAUUCUAGCUGUUAAUUUAAAUUUA
Messenger RNA from Dendrobium catenatum, 1996 nucleotides. Its product is annotated as probable inactive leucine-rich repeat receptor kinase XIAO. Gene Ontology annotation, molecular function: protein binding. NCBI's taxonomy places the organism in Eukaryota, Viridiplantae, Streptophyta, Magnoliopsida, Asparagales, Orchidaceae. The transcript has a single exon. The record is from RefSeq and is a predicted model, not a curated record. The coding region runs from base 333 to 1583 and encodes 416 amino acids.